CUGCAGUACAUAUAUAUGUACACCCACCAGUUAGCUUGUAAGCUGCCAAAUGGUCGUCGUUGUAUAACAUAAGUUGUCCGUUUGACGUUUUGCAUCUUCCAACGCCAUCUCUGCAUGGAACACAACAGUCGACGUCGACACAGACCGCGGGUGGCCAAGGAGAAGCGCAAGCGAACCGAGCAGGCAUGUGAGCGAUGCCGGCGCCGCAAGAGUCGCUGCGUUGUCCCUGAUUCCAACACCUCUGUCGCGUGUACUCGGUGUGCAAGCAGCAGGCAACGCUGCUCGCUGAUGUUAACUGAGUCAGUUCAGCAUCUGGAUGCGGUGGGGUCCGAACCGGUCGGAAGACCGGUGCUACCUAUGCCCACAGGGACGCCGCACAAGACAAUGGACCUUACAGCUGUUCAUUCUACAUCUGAUGUAUCACCAGAAGACAUGGUCUCCCUGGAUCUUGACUGGUCCAACGCCCAAGGAGACUUUAUCCCGCGAAUUCGGGAAGCCAUGUUCCUCAGCCCAGGGCAGAAAGACUUAACCCGCUUGAACGAAGGGAACUCAUUUUCUUUGGGAUCUAGACACGAACUGCAUAUUGAUCAGCGCCUUUUGCGGAAUGCCGUCAAGGCCUUUCCUCCUAAGCAAGUGGCGGAUUUCCUUGUCUCCACGUGUAUCGAGUUUGGCUCCGACAGCUUUUUUUACUUCCACCAAACAGCGUUUCGGCGGGAUCUGGAUAGCAUUUACGCCGGCCAUGGGGACCAGCCACUCAACUGCUCAUGUGUGGUGAUCAGUCUCGUGGUCUUUGCGUUGGGUAGCCAGUUUGCACAUCUCGCGUCGAAACCCUCACCAAACCCCCGGCCCGAUCUCAGCUAUGAACCUGGUGUGGCGUUUAUUGACAGUAUCCGCCCUCUCAUUCCAGAUCUCAUCCAGUGCCCAUCUAUUACCUCUGUUCAAGUUUUCUUUCUGAUGGGCAUCUAUUUCUUGCCAUCCGAUGCACGAAACCAAUCUUAUUUCUACAUGGGACUGGCUCUGCGCAUAGCCAUCUCUCUAGGCAUGCACCGUCGCAGCAAGAUGAAAUCUUGCGCAGAUCCUGGAUCUGUCGAGAUCAGCAAUCGACUGUGGUGGUCCCUGUACUCGAUGGAACGGCUCGUCAGUGUCAAAAUCGGCCGACCUGAGUUCAUUAGAGAAGAUGAAAUGGACGCCCCCCUUCCCACAGCACUUUCUACUCUGGAUGAAGUGCAGAUCAAUAACAAUAUUCAUCAUCAGAUUGCGAAUGCGACUCUCACGCGGAUACUGAGCCGGCUAGUACAAAAGAUAAAUCUAGCCUUUAUCUCUCAAAAUCAGACAGCCUUACGCUCUCUUGAGACCUUCAAAAUUGAGCUUCACCAUUGGCAAGAACAGUUACCACCCACUCUCUCCCUGGAGAACCUGCUCUCCCAGGGCCAAGAGAAGAAGGGUUCCCGUGCUGUAGCCCACCUUCACCAAAACUAUCAUAUCGCCUGGAUCAUCAUGUGCCGCAUCCCAUUACUCCGAAUUGUUCGUGGCCGACUGAAGCGGAUCCUCGUCGACUCCUCGUUCAAAGAACCGACCGACUCGGCCACCAUUGAACAUGCCGGACUCUGCGUGCGAGCUGCGAAAGAGGUCCUCCAGCUCUUUGAGGUGCUGUGGGCUAAGGAACGGCUAGCGCUAUUCUCCUUCACUGAUUUCCACGGCUGCAGUACGGCAACGAUCGUCAUCUUGCUUGCCGGGAUUCUUGAGCGAGACUCGGAAUACGAUCGCCGGGUAGAUUUUGGACUGGCGUCGCUGCGAUUCAUCGCGGCUGGAAACCGCACCGCCAGGGUUGGGGUACAGUUCGUCGAGCGCUUUCAGAAUAUUGCCGACGAAGCGGUGAUGGAAAUGCAGCAUCGACUCCGUCGACCGCCGGAUCUCUUGUCUCCAGAAACAGCCUCUGGAUACGACUCGUGGCUCCAAUGGCUCGCAGCAACCGGACAAGCAGGCCCAGAUGAAGAACAACAGGGCGAUGACGACGACGACGGCGACGGCGAUGGCGAUGGCGAUGGCGAUGGCGAUGGCGAUGCCGAAAAUGGUAAUGAUGAAACGCCAUCACAGUAUGUCCCCGUGGAAUCUGCGGCGGGAACAGCGGAGGUGCAUGAUAGUAGCUUCCUACAACCGACCGUCGAGUACAUGGAUGCUGUGUCGUCAAUAUCUCAUGACCUUUACUCGGAAGCUCCUCCUGCACUCCCUACGAUGAUGGGCUGGACGGAUGCACCCCCAAUAUCGGCCUAUGGAGAUCCAUUCAUAUUGGGCCUAACAGGACUGGACGUGUUGAAUUUCAGUAAUUGGAAUGACUUUUGA
This is a messenger RNA of Talaromyces proteolyticus, 2343 nucleotides long. Its product is annotated as fungal-specific transcription factor domain-containing protein. Lineage: Eukaryota; Fungi; Ascomycota; Eurotiomycetes; Eurotiales; Trichocomaceae. The coding region runs from base 115 to 2343 and encodes 742 amino acids. Gene Ontology annotation, biological process: DNA-templated transcription; regulation of DNA-templated transcription. The transcript has 6 exons. Gene Ontology annotation, molecular function: DNA binding; zinc ion binding; DNA-binding transcription factor activity, RNA polymerase II-specific. The record is from RefSeq and is a predicted model, not a curated record.